Molecule: messenger RNA, 3756 nt
Organism: Fraxinus pennsylvanica
Lineage: Eukaryota; Viridiplantae; Streptophyta; Magnoliopsida; Lamiales; Oleaceae
Source: the annotation of a GenBank genome assembly
AUGAGGGAGUGCGGGACUUCGAACUUCAAUUUCUUUGGUACCCAAGGGUUUUCUUCGAUCGACCAAAUUGAAACUGAAAAUGAAAGGUGGCUGCGAGACUUCGCCGGAAUCGUGAAUGGCGUUUCGACUGGCUUCUUACUCCGUGUGUUGUUCUGUGGGCGUUCCUCCGACACUUCACUCUCCAACUCACCAAAUUCCCGUGGUCACUUAAUUAAUUCCACAGGAACGUUGAUAUGGGGUUUGAGUUGGAUCCUUUGGACGAUAUAUUUGCUGAAGACACUGCGAAAAACGCCCGGGUCUGUGCCAGUCCCAACCAGUGAUGUCAUUGAGCGGGAAUCAAGUUUCCAUCGAGAUGAUCAAAGGAACUCCAUUUCUGUCACCCUCUCGUCACAAAAUAUUGUUACAAUAGACAGACCAAACACCACAGCUGGCUUGGUGUCAGAUCCAGAUGUUGUCAUGCCUGAUGGCAAUUGUAGUUGGCAAUCUAACUUCGACAAAUCAGGAGAGAAUAGAGACAUAAUUCUUGGGUUGGAAUUGUUAGAUGAUUUUCUUCCUCAUGCUACGGCUGAUAUGGAAACCAUUGCAGAAGGUUCUACUCCUUCAGAGGCAGCAUCAGCCGAUGUCCCUAGCACCAAAAAUGCAGGACUUCCAGUUCAUUCCUCUAUUGAUGCUUCCACCUGUCCUCAACAGUCAGUGGUCCAAGAUCCUUUAACUGGUGGGGAACCUAUCAUUUCAAUUAGUUAUGAUGGUGAUCACAUGGACAAUAGAGUGGUGGAAACAGAGGAGAUGGAUAUCAUGGAUACUCAAGUUUUGUCUGACUUAGCAACUAGUUUUGGAUGGUGCAGUAGAAAAUUUCAACCAAAGCCGAAAAUACAGAUGCAGAAUCAGAUACAUGAAGCCAGCACUACUUAUGGAUUGGAGUCUGCAUCAUGUCUACAAGAUUCACAGUCAAUUCCUUCUGAAAUUAAUUUUGGGGAUAAAUGCUCCAAUCCUGCAUUUUCACAGGAUGAUGUUCUGGAUCUUUCAGCUAUGGGAUUCACUCAUGCUAUUCCCUCAGAAUCUAUGCCUGAACUUAUUGCAGAUGAGGAUCCUAUAAAUCUCGUGGAGACGUCUCAGUUGAAUUCUGGCUUCCCUGUUGACCAUCCAGAGGUUGUUCCAGAAAUGUCAGCGGAACUUAGCCAAGCACGGACUAGAAAAGGUAAAACUCGCACAUCAGUUCCUUCUCCAGAGCAGCAAAAUGCUUCCACAUCUGGCCAGAAGAAUGAAGCUGGUAGAUCUUUGAGGCCACGGAAAAUUAAAAGAAAUCUAUUCCAGCUAGUAGAUGAAUUUGAUGAUGAGUUCCAUGUUGAUGGAGAAUUUCCAGCUGAAUGCCCUAGCAGUUCUGUUGCAGGUGAGGACAACAUUUCUGGCAAGAAAUUUCAAGUCGAAAAUGAAUCCCAGACAAAAAAGGUGAAGAGGAAUUCUGUGAAGCCCCUUGGUGAUAAAGAAAAACCAGCUGGAAAGUGGAAGAAGGCUAAGGAAACAUCGGAUCAGCCAGCGAAAUCAAAACCUAAAAUGUUAUCUCACUCUACACUUAAGAGAAGACGAGUGGACAAAUUUUUGCUUGAAACUCCUGAGGAUGAGAUUGACUUCCAAAAGGUGCCUCUUAGGGAUUUAAUUUUGCUUGCGGAGCAGCUGCAGAAAAAAGAGGCAACAACUGAAGUACCCUCUACAAAUCAGAGUAAUGUUAAUCCCUCGGAGAACUAUAAUGAGGAUGAGCCCUUUGUGUCUGAACAAGAUGGAGAAUAUGACCGUGGACAAGAAAGUCAUAGGGUUGAAGAAAGCAACAUAUACUUCAAUUAUCAGACUUACAUGGACAGGACUCCCAGAGUAAGAUGGUCAAAACAGGAUACAGAGUUGUUCUACGAGGCAAUACGGCAGUUUGGGACAGACCUUUCUAUGAUACAACAACUUUUUCCUGGUCGUACCCGCAACCAAGUUAAGCUGAAAUACAAAAAGGAAGAACGAAAGCAUCCGAUGAGGCUUCGUGAAGCCCUGACCACCCGUACUAAAGAUCAUUCCCAUUUUGAAAAGGUUAUUGAGCAUUUACAACAAAUUGCUGCUGAGGAAAACCAGAACGGUAAUAAAGACGACUCGAUAGAUUUGACUGUCAAUGAAGAUGCUGAGGAGGGAAGUCAUGAAGCUAAUAAGGGAGAACUGAAGACUGAACGUGGAGGAGGAGGAGGAGGAGAAAAUGAGGAUACGGCUCAAGAAUUUACGGAAAUUCAAAGUCCCAUGAAGUCUUGUGAUAGCGAAGAUGAUUUGUCCAUAUCAGGAGGAAAUUCGAACUCCAGAAGCAGGCUGCUGAGAUGCAGAUUCCCAUUCCCCCGAGAUGGAGUCUGCCUUACUUCAGCAAGCAGCAACAAGAAGUCUAUUUCUGUGUUGACUAUGUCCCAUCAUUAUGUUGGUUAUGCGGAGAUUGUACAUGAAAUGGAAGAUAUAGACAAUGAUAUGGAUGACGAGUCCCAAGGCAGAGAUUUUAGUGGCUCAGAAUCUGACUUGGAUGAAUAUGACUACAUGAAUAAUAGAAUGCAAGAUAUUUCUGCUGCUCAAGUAAGGAGUGGCAGAGAUAUCCAAGGGAUUCCCUGGGGAAGUCUUGGCAUAACAAGGGAGAGGUAUAGGAAGACUAGAUUAGAACAUUACAAUAAUUAUGAAAACAUACCUCAGUCUGGAGAGGGAUUGGAGAAGGAAUGCAAAAUCACAAAGAAAGGGAGUUCAUAUUAUGAAUUCAGACACAAUUCAACAUCCGUGAAGUCAACAAUUUUGCAUCUCCAGUUGAGAAACUUGGUAUGGCCUACAUCAAAGCAUGAUGUGUACUUUAUGUCACAGUCCUCGGUUAUGCAUUGGUCAUCCUUAACUUGCAAGAAGUCUGAAGUUCUUAAUGUAUCAGGACAUGUAGCACCUUCUACGACAUAUCCUGGAAGCCUAUUGGAUGGAUUUACAAAGAUCCAGGUCAGCACACUAGCAGUUAAAGAUAAUCUGCUGGUUGUUGGAGGAUUUCAGGGAGAAUUAAUCUGCAAGUAUUUAGACAGGCCUGGUAUUUGUUUCAGCACUCGGACAACUGAUGAUGAUAAUGCCAUCACUAAUGCUGUUGAAAUAUAUACAUCUAGCAGUGGCGCAAUUCAUUUUAUAGCUUCAGCUAAUGACUGUGGAGUUAGAGAUUUUGAUAUGGAAACCUUGAAGUCCAAACUUACUUAUUUCCCUUGGCCAGUCAAUCAUACAUCUCUUUGUCCCAAUUCGAAGCUUCUCAUAAUUGUUGGAGAUGAUCCGGACGGUAUGUUGGUGGACUCCAGUAGUGCAAAGAUAAUCGCUCGUUUGCGUGGGCAUAAGGACCACUCAUUUGCAUCAGCAUGGCAUCCUGAUGGUGUGACAUUUGCUACUGGGAACCAGGAUAAAACCUGUCGGAUUUGGGAUACUCGAAACCUGUCCAGAUCGAUCGCUACUUUGAAGGGUAAUCUUGGAGCUAUCCGUUCUAUUCGCUACACUUUUGAUGGUAGAUUCAUGGCAAUGGCAGAGGCUGCGGAUUUUGUCCAUGUUUUUGACACUAAAAGUGGGUACGAGGAGGAGCAGGAAAUCAAUUUCUUUGGUGAGAUAUCUGGCAUGUCAUUCAGUCCCGAUACAGAAUCCCUUUUCAUUGGAGUAUGGGAUCGAACUUAUGGUAGCCUCCUCGAAUAUGGUCGGAGUCGAGAUUACUCGUACAUCGAUGCCAUUAUCUAG